Marmota monax (woodchuck) is the source of this 13976-nucleotide messenger RNA. It is a transcript of the gene Socs6, whose product is annotated as suppressor of cytokine signaling 6. Lineage: Eukaryota; Metazoa; Chordata; Mammalia; Rodentia; Sciuridae. The transcript has a single exon. Bases 8437 to 10044 code for a protein of 535 amino acids. The record is from RefSeq and is a predicted model, not a curated record. Gene Ontology annotation, molecular function: 1-phosphatidylinositol-3-kinase regulator activity. Gene Ontology annotation, cellular component: phosphatidylinositol 3-kinase complex. Gene Ontology annotation, biological process: intracellular signal transduction; protein ubiquitination; phosphatidylinositol phosphate biosynthetic process.
GUGAUAUAACUAAAAGCCAAGUAAAGCAUUUUGCUUUAACUUGGUGGAUUUACUCAGCCAUUCCUUAAAGCAGUUUCAGAACAAAAAAACCUGUAGACUUUAUUCUUAUAAACACACUACAUGUUCAAUGCAGAAUAUUGUCCAAAUGAAAUAUUAAAAAUUAACAUUUGUGAAUAAUUUGUCAUCCUGUUAAUAGUUCUGCUGUACUUCUUUCUGAUCCAAUUUUCCUCCCUAUUCUUUCUACAUAAUUGAGACCACACUUUACAUAUAAUUUUGUUUCCUGUGUUUUUGCACUUAACAAAUGAACAAUAUGAAUGUUCCCCAUGUUAUUUAUAACUGUACACUUAUCAAUUUUCUUGGUUCCCUAAAGUUCCAUUGUGUAGAUAUGCAAGGAUUGUGUUUACUGUUCUCAUAACUGUUGGGCUUAGGAUGUUCUGAUUUUUUAAACUCUUUUUAAAAUCACAAUGCAGGGUGAUUUCAUAUUAUUUCUUGAAGAUACAUAAAAUAGCAUUGUUAGGUGAAAGUAUGAUUUUUAAAAGUUUCAUAUUGUCAAAUUAAUUUUUGCAAUUAAGGUUAUAUUCAGCAAUGAAUAUCAUUAGAAACAUUACUGUCCAGGUGCAAUGAAGGUCAGUAUUUUUCUAUGAAUGUGUUAAGCCAGUUGGUUAUCCAUGUGGAGAAAAUUAAAUUCCUACCUCAUACAUAAAUCAAUAUUGUAUUAACUAGGGGAAAACAAAGCUUUACUACUUUUUUUUUUUUUUUUUAGUAGUAAAUACACAAGAAUGUGUAUUUCAGUGUAAGAGAAUUUUCUUCAGGCAGUAAAAGGGGCAAAUAAUAAAAGGAAGACUGAUAAAUUUGACUGAAAUGAAAAGGAGAAACUUGAGUUUCUCAGGUACUACCCCCCCAUACACACACAUGCAUAAUGAGGCAUAAGUACUAUGCAGCUAUAAAAAAAACAAGAUGAUCCAUGUGACCUGAUGAAGGUCUGAAAUGCACCAGCCCUAUCAUUCAUUUCUUUAUAUAUGUCGGCAGCAUAUCAGGUUUCCAUUUGCUCUACAUCCUUAACUUCACGUGAUAUGCUGUUUUCAUUUUAGAGAGAGUGUAAAGAAUGGAAUCUCCUUACAGUUUUAAUUUAUAUUUCUCUAAUGACAAAUAGUUUAAAGACCUUUUCAUGUGCUUUUUAAACCAUUUGUAAGUCUUUGGUGAAAGCUCUACUCAGGUAUUUCACUCUGCGUGCAUUUGUGUUUCUGAGAACUGAACCCAGGGCCUCUGGCACAUUAGCCUAUGCUCUGCCACUGAACUAGACCUCACCUUUUGCUCAUUUGUAAAAUUGGGUUAUUUGCCUUAGUCAAGAGAGUUCUUUAUAUAAAGAACUUGGUCCAAGUCCUUUGUCAGUUAUAGUUUGCAAAUAUUUUCUCCAAAUCUGUAGUUUGUCAUUCUUUUAAUUGUUUGUUUUGAAGCAUGAGCAUUUUUAAUUUUUUAAAAAUUAAUUGAAGUCUCAUAAUUUUUAAUGUAAUAUUGUGCCUUAUGAUAUUACCUUUGAGAACCCUCUGCCCAAACCAACAUCACAAAAGUUUUCUCUUUGAAAUUUUAUAGUUUUAGCUCUAACAUCUAGUUCUGUGAUGCAUUUUUAAUUAAUUCGUAUUACAUAUGGUGUGAGGUAAGGAUUUUUGUUUGCUAGCAAUUCUGUUGUUGGAACAAGAUUUAUAGACACAUAGUUGUGUUAAGCUUCUCUACAUAAAAAAUUAUGUCAGCUGUGAAUGAAGGUAGUUUUAUGCUUUUUACUUUCCAGUUUGGAUGCAUUUUGUUACUGUUUUUUCUGGCUUAACCCCUCAGUCCAGUGUCCACUGGAGGCGGUGAGCACAGGCUUCCUUCCUUUGUUCUCACUCUUGGAGCAGGGCAUUCAGUCCUUUGAUUGUUAAGUAUGGGGUUUGCUGAGGAUUUUCAUGAAUGCUGCAAAAAGCAUGAUGGUGGCCUAUGCCUACACACUGUACUGUAGUUGCUGACUCCUGGAGUAAUGGGUCCAGCACAUCACAUUUACUGUAAUUAUUGAUGUUUUAGAUUUAUACCUAUUGUUUUGCUUUUGGAUUUUUAAAAAUUUAUUUCUUAUUUCUAUUUGUUCCUGUGUUGCAUUCUUUUGUGUUCAGUGCACAUAUUUUAGCACCAGUUUAAUUCAUCUUGUGGCUUUUUUUUAAAACAAUAUUUUUGGAGUAGUUUUCUUUGCGAUUCUUCCAUAGAUCACUGUAUGUAUUGUUAGUUGUCACAGUUUACUUCAAAAUAAUAUUGGUUCUGGUAAGAUGUCGACAUUUGGCUUUAACUUCCUCUGUUGCUUCCUGAAUUCCUUCAUGCCAUUUCACAAUAUUACAUCUGUGUGUAACGUGUUAUGACUUCAGUAGUGUUAUAGUUAUUGAUUUACACCAUCUCAUGUCCCUUAAAGAAGAAGAGAUGCAGUAUUUUGCAUUAAUGUAUGUGUUUAUCAUUUCCAGUUAUCACCAAAGGUUACUGUCUUUGAAUUUGAAGCACUUCCAUAUAUACAUAUAUAUAUAUAUUUUUUAAUUAUUUUUAUUUUAUAUGACGGGCCUGCUAGCAACAUAUUUACUCAGCCUCAGAGGAAUGUGUUUAUUUCAUGUUUAAUUUUUCCUGGUAACCCUUGCAUUGUUUUGAACAUAAAAUGCUUGGUUAACAGUUUUUUUAAAAAUUUUUUCAGCACUAUUAAUGUGUCCUUCCUCUGCCUCCGUGGUUCCUGCUCCCUUUGUAGGGGUGCUUCCCUCUGCCUUACUCAGGGUCACUAGUUUCUGUGCAUUAAGUGUCUUAGUUUGGGGUAUGCUGCUUAUGUCUUCUGUGCUGAAAGGGUUGCUUUUGGUGGUUUAAUCCAGCUUUAUACUUAGCUUUGGGGGAGAGGAUUUAUGGACCUCCUAACUCCAUCAUGCCAGAGGUGAAUCUCCCUAGGCAGAUGCUGUUCUCAUCUGCAUUUCCAGAUGAGGAAACCAGCCAUGAGUAUCCAGGUCAUUAGAAAGUGACAGCUGCAGUGUGAGCUCAGGAGAGUGGCCCCAGUGCCAUCAAUCCCUAGGCUGCUAUUCACUGUGCUUCGUGUCAUAGUAGCACACAUCAUGUUCCAGCUUUUCAGCUGGCAGUGUAAAGAAUGGAAUCUCCUUACAGUUUUAAUUUAUAUUUCCCUAAUGACAAAUAGUUUAAAGACCUUUUCGUAUGCUUCCUUCACAGUAUGAGUGGCUUCCUUGUGACUUUGAGCAAAGUAUUAAACUAUCAAAAGUUUGGUUUGUUUUUCUGUAAAAUGGAGAUGAAAUAGUCUCUGCUAAAUGGAGUUCUUAUGAGCAGCAAAGAAGGUAAAUGUACAUUUUUACUACAUUCUGACCUCCGGGGGUGAGAGUUACAAUUUUACAGUAGAAACACAUUUCUGAGUCCACCCCUAUUUUCGACCAUUGUUUGCAGCUUGAGUCUUCAGACUUUUCCAGGAAGUGUAGUGUUUUGUAAUUGUCAAGACAAAGUUGUGAGCUGGAAUGAUAAAAUGAGGGAGACAAAGGAUGCAAAGAAUUGGGCAAAAUUAAGGAAAUCUGUGGAAAUCAUAGUGAAUGAUGAAAACCACUGCUGUACAACGUGAACUGAACUUAAGGGCGCCAUGGUUUGGGUAUCAGGGAAGUGGCUGGAUGAGGUUUUUGUUGCUGGUGGCACAGAGAGCAGAGCCACUGGAAGAGCCCCAAGUUGUGGUUGACGAGGGAAGCAGAAGACUGGACGAGUGUGGGACAUGGAGGCAAGGCAUGAGGGAAGUUUCUGUGUCGUGAAGUUAAGCACUGGAAAGACUGGAGAGCUGAUUACCUCUGGCUCUGAGGAACUCAGGUUCUGCCUUUCCUGAUACCAGGUGAUGGACACACAGAUGCGUUCCUGUAUCUAGACUGCUGUAUUUUCUUUAGUAGGUAUGGAAGUGGGUAGUUGUUUUGUAGUAAUGUUAAACUUGCUCAGUUGUUACAGAAAGAAUUAAUGAGAACAGGAACUUCAACUGGGCUUGCUGAUCCCUUUUUGAAUUCUUUAGAGCUGUAUUCACUCUGUGAAUUAAAUGCUCUGACACUGAAUGUGCACGUUUAGGUGUACAAAUGUGCACACAAGUAGGAUCAUCUCUGUGUUGUUUCAUAGCUUGCUUUCUUGAGUCAAGUAUAUUGGGACUUCUAUGUGUUUGACAUUGUGGUCAUCAUAAUUCAGAAAAGUAGGCCACUAAUUUUUAAUGUGGAUUGUUAUUUCCUUCAAUUUAGGUUAAUUUCAUAUUUCUUAUAAAAUAAAUUAUGCAGUCAAAAGUGUGUGUAUUGAUUUAGUGGGCUCUAGAAUCCGUUGAUCAGUUGUAGUUUUAAGCAAGUGGCUUCAUCUGCCUGUGCCUCUGCUUUCCUGUUUGUACACUGAGAAUCUUAGUACCACUGCUAGCUGCAAAUACUUCUAACACAUGCAUUAUUUUAAGGACACCACAUGCAGUAGCACAUUUAACUCCAUCUCUAACCCAAGAGAUAGUACCUAUCAUUCCUAAGAUUAUCCAGCUCCUAAAUGAAGCUGGGACUUUAAUAAAUACAGACAGGCGGUUCCACAGUGUCAUAACUGGCUCCUGCAUAGUGCUGAGUUUAUAAGGUGUUGUAGAUCAUGAAGCUCAGUAAGACAUAAUAUCUUCAGAAAGCUGAAAUCAAGGCCUGGCGCAUAUCAGGCCAGUAUGUAGUAUGUAUUUACCCUUAUUAGGCAAAUUAUCAAGUAAUACAACUUUAAAAAAUAAUGCUAGAGAGAACAUUGUUGACCAUAUGUCAAACUUAAUAGUAGCAAACUUAAGUAAUAGUAGUGAACUUAAAUAAUGGUCAUAUGUUCUUUAUUGACAAGCAAUUUGGUAAAACAAAACAGAAUUAUGAAAGAAAAUUUCUGUCAUGCUUGAUUGUGCCAUUGGUGAAGCUAAAAAUAUUAAUUUCAUUAAGUCUUUGCCUUGAGUACACAUCUUUUUACAAUCCUUACCUUGAAAUGGGUGUAUUUAGAAAGCGCAGCUGCACACUAAACAAGAAGGAAGGCCAGUUCAGGGGGAAGUGCUUGCUGCCACAGUUUGAGUUACUGACUGCAUCUACUACCUUUUUCAUGAAAAAAAAUUACUUUUUCUUAAAAGAACAAUUGAAAGACACACUAUUCAACUUGUUUUAGUAGACACUUUGUAAAUGAUCAAGGUGAGCCUUGUGACUUCCCUGAGAAUAGCCAAUGGUAUUGUUGCCAGUAGCACAGUUCAGACUUCUAAGCACAAGUCACAGCUCUGAGCUCGCCGUUGCCGUCACUGUGGCCCACUACCAAAGAGUGUUCUAAGGAGAUCAGUGACAUUCACAAACAUGACUUUGUGAUGAAAUAACUAAUAGAUGAUGUUACAAAAUCACCCACGUGAAAAAGGUUGAUUUAAGAUGCACGAUAGACUGUAAUAGAGAAAAUGAUUUUUGAUAUGGUUGCAGAUUUCGCAGUGUGAUUAACCUUUUUUUUUUUUUUUUUUGUGGUGCUGGCGAUUGAACCCAGGGCCUUGAACAUGGAAGGCAAGCACUCUACCAACUGAGCUAUAUCUCCAGCCCUGAUUAACUUUUAAGAAAUUGUCACUUGUUGAGGUUUGGUAUAAUAUCAAAGAACAAUAUCCACAAUGAUAUGAAAACGUUAUAAAUAAGAUACAGUCCUCCUUUUUCAAGUAUAGCUCUAAACUAGGCUGGAUUUCUUCUUACACUCCAACUAAAACAACAUGUUGUGAGAUAUUCAGUGCCGAAGCGGAGUAAGUCCAGCUGUCUCCUCUGAGUGGCAGAAGAGACUGAACAUGUAAAGCAGUGCCAUUUCUGUCGCUGCCUUCUGUAGUGGGGCAGUGUAGUUCUUUUCCCUGAAAUGCUGUCUGUUAACACUUAAUAAGUAUAUUGUUUGAAGAUGAAUUAUUAAUUAAAUAUUUUAAACUCUUCUAUUUUUAAUUUCUUGUAGGAUAAAUUUCAGUAGCUAUAAUCCACAUAAACAAAGCUUUUCGUGUUCUUAAUAAGUUUUAGGAGAGUAAAGGUAUCCCGGGCCUGAAAGUUUUAAGAGCCACUGAUUUAAGGGGUAGGAAGACAAACGAGGCAGUUAGUUCACAGCCAGGUUCCAAUUCUGGAUCUGCUGUUUUCUAGUAGCAAAUCAUUUCAUUUCAUUGGGCGAAUUUUAAUUUAAGAUAAAUUUUAAAUUUAUUUGUAAAAUGAGGAUGAUAAGACCAUUUUGCUGGAAGUAAGUAAUUUGAUUUGUCUUGAUGUUUUGGCAUUAGAUGUUACAGCUGCCUGAAAUCAUUCCUUAAAAAAGAGUUCGUGAUAUAUAAAGUUUACUCUAAGAAUCUAAAACCUUUUUCCUUGAACCAUUGUACAUAUUUUCAAACCAUGUGUAAACUUAAAAUUUUACAAUUAGAAAAGCAGUAGAACUAAUUCAGAACAUUUACUUAAGCUUAAGACAGAUGGUAAUCCUAUAAAAAGAUGGCAUAUAUUUUUGGAAGUGCAAACAGAAAAAUAGAUACUCUUAAAAAUUCUAGAGUAAUCUUUGCCUGGAAAAUGUGUGAGAAAUAAAAGACCAUAUGGUCUAAUAGAAAUUUAUAUAGUUUCUAAUCUCUAGGAUUGAAUUUUAUUUCUUUAUUACUAUUGAGGUACAUAUGGAUUGGUAGUUGAAAAGGAAUAAUUUUCAAGUAGAUAACUACCAACUGCUUCUCCUGUGGCUGCCAGUCUUGGUAUGGAUGUGAUAGUGGGAAGCAGAACUGUUUGAACCCCACAUUUAGCGGGGUUAACUCAAAUCUGAGUACUUACCACCUUGGAAUAGCUACUGAUUGUGCUGUAAGGGCAGUUACACUUACCUAGUGAUUGAGUAGAAGGUGGUAUGUGGUGAGUUCACCUGAGGACAGCUUAAUGUAGAUGUAGCACAGUAUUUGUCAGUAUUUUAUUUUUUUCUGUCUUAUUAAAAAAUACAGUAUAUGACAGUAAGAUGGUUUUAAAGUUGCUUUAUUUAACGGAGAGGGUAUUGCUGAUCCCCCAUAGGUUGUUUGAUCUGAAUGGUUCUUACUAAGUAUGUGUUCAUACAGAUUCUAGCUAUAUACCAAUCCAAUGCUAUCUAUAACUGAAAGCAAAUAUUUGUCAGAUCUCUCUCCUCUCUCACCUGCAUCCUUAAGUUACCACUCUUUCUAAUGGGUUCAUGUUAUAAUUUAUCCCUUCAUCUGUUUUUGCCUCUUGGAUUAGGCGAUCAUAAAUAAUUUAUUAGUCUUCAGGUAACCAUACAGUACUGUGUGUGAAACAGGGGCUUAGUAAAUGCAGAGUGAGUUAAGGAUUGUGAUCAAAGUUCAAGCUGUUGUCAUUUGCCAGGAUGCUGAGUGGGCUCAGGCACGAGGUGAAAGGGCUCAACCUAUGGCAUUUUGCCUCUCUAUGCUAGGAACUAGGAACGUGACAGUGCAUGAGCCUUCCCUGCAAGAACUAGUGAAAAUAAAUGGAUAAUUUUCCAAAGAUUAUGGAUUCUUUUUAUUUAUAUAUUUUUAAAGAUGUUUAAAUAUUUAGAAUGUGUGUAAGUUGUUGGAGGAUGAGUUUGGCUGGUAUUCUCUAAGUUCUAUGUAGUGCCUCAUGGAUUGGCAAAUAGGUAGAGGAAGGGAAGUAGUCAGAUUUAGUGUUGAAGGUACACAUGAGCACUGUUUCACACAUAAGCAACUCAGUGAGACCCUGUCUCUAAGUAAACAAUUCAACAACAACAAAAUGGGCUGGGAAUGUGCCCCAGUGGUUAAGCGCCCUUGGGUUCAAUCCCCAGUGCCAAAAGAAAAAAAAAGGGAUAAAACAGAAAAGCAAGGUGCAUAAAAAGGAUAAAAUAGGUGAGGUCUUGUUCUUAUGUCUGUCGUUGAGGGGGUACAGGUGAACCCAGGGCCUCAUGCAUGGUGGGCAAGUCCUCUACCACUGAGCUAUAUUCCUGGCCCUUUUUAUUUUAUUUUGAGACUGGGUCUUACUAAAUUGCCCAGGUUGGCCCAGUCCUCCUGCUCAGCCUCCCCAGUAACUGAGGUGAUAGACAUAUACCACUGUGCCCGGCUUGUUCUUAAAUAUUAUCCAGUAUUUGCCACAUGCCCACUGCGUAGCAGACAGUGAUCUACCAUGCAGGGUGUAAUAGGAAAAAACUGAAAGAGCUGACAUCUCAAAAGACUGGUUGUUCUUCUUCAGAAACUAAAAGAUUAAAACUGAGUAAAAGAAAACUUUGGUGGAAAGUUCUACUUGAAAAAUCAAAAUCACUUGUGGGUAUUUUAAUGUGUUUUGUCUUUUUUGAUUUCUUUUUUUUUUUAGAAAAUGGCUCCAGUGGUCAAAUGAGGCUGGAAAAAUAUAUAGAUGCAGCACUGCGGCCUUUCCAGAUGUUUGAGUGUGAUACUCCAGUGAGAAAUUGAUCCCUUGGAUUAGGUAACUAGUCAUAAUGAAGAAAAUUAGUCUUAAAACCUUCCGGAAGUCUUUUAAUUUGAAUAAAAGUAAAGAAGACACUGAUUUCAUGGUAGUACAACAGCCAUCCCUAGCCAGUGACUUUGGAAAAGAUGAUUCCUUGUUUGGUAGCUGCUACGGUAAAGAUAUGGCCAGCUGUGAUAUCAAUAGCGAAGAUGAGAAAGGUGGGAAAAGCAGAUCCAAGAGCGAGAGCCUGAUGGGGACCCUGAAAAGGCGACUUUCUGUGAAGCAGAAGCCCAAGGGCAAGGGCAGCACGCCCUCGGGGGGCUUGGCUGAGGAGGACACCUUCUCCUCCUCCUCGGCUCCUGUGGUCUUCAAGGACGUCAGAGCUCAGAGGCCCAUCAGGUCCACUUCCCUCCGCAGUCACCACUACAGCCCCACGCCCUGGCCUCUCCGACCCACGAACUCUGAGGAGACCUGUAUCAAAAUGGAGGUGAGGGUCAAAGCUUUGGUCCACUCUUCUAGUCCAAGUCCUGCGCUGAACGGGGUUCGAAAGGAUUUCCAUGACCUUCAGGCUGAAACUGUGUGCCAGGAGCAGAAUGGUUCCCUCAAGCGUUCAGAUUCUCCCCACGGAGACUUGCAUCUCCACCUGGAGGAACACGUGCCUGUAGUUAUUGGACUUGUGCCUCAGGACUACAUUCAGUACACCGUGCCUUUAGACGAGGGGAUGUGUCCUUUGGAAGGAUCGCGCAGCUAUUGUCUGGACACUUCUUCGCCCAUGGAGGUCUCUGCGGUUCCUCCUCAAGUGGGAGGGAGCUCUUUUGCCGAAGAUGAGAAUCAGGUAGACCAGGACCUAGUUGUUGCCCCAGAGAUCUUUGUAGACCAGUCAGUGAAUGGCUUGUUGAUUGGCACCACAGGAGUCAUGUUGCAGAGCCCCAGAGCAAGUCAUGAUGAGGUCCCUCCACUCUCGCCAUUGCUACCUCCAAUGCAGACUAAUCAGAUCCAAAGGAACUUCAGUGGGCUCACGGGCACAGAUGCCCAUGUGGCUGAAAGUAUGCGCUGUCAUUUGAAUUUUGAUCCUAACUCUGCCCCUGGGGUGGCAAGGGUUUAUGACUCUGUGCAAAGUAGUGGUCCCAUGGUUGUGACAAGCCUUACGGAAGAGCUGAAGAAACUUGCAAAACAAGGAUGGUACUGGGGACCAAUCACACGCUGGGAGGCAGAAGGGAAGCUAGCCAACGUGCCCGAUGGUUCUUUUCUUGUUCGGGAUAGUUCUGACGACCGUUACCUUCUAAGCUUGAGCUUUCGUUCCCAUGGUAAAACACUUCACACUAGAAUUGAGCACUCGAAUGGUAGGUUUAGCUUUUAUGAACAACCAGAUGUGGAAGGACAUACAUCCAUAGUUGAUCUAAUCGAGCAUUCAAUCAGGGACUCUGAAAAUGGAGCUUUUUGUUAUUCAAGGUCUCGGUUGCCUGGAUCUGCAACCUACCCCGUCAGACUGACCAAUCCAGUGUCACGGUUCAUGCAGGUGCGUUCUCUGCAGUACCUGUGUCGUUUCGUUAUACGUCAGUAUACCAGGAUAGACCUGAUUCAGAAACUGCCUUUGCCAAACAAAAUGAAGGAUUAUUUACAGGAGAAGCACUACUGAAAGAUUGAGAACCCUGCAUCUUGCACUUUGGGAAUAAGAAAAAGAGAUUGAGAUACAGUUUACAACUUUCAUUGCCAUCAGAAUCUUUUGCUGCCAUAACUAUUUUAAUUUUAUGUGUAAGAGUCAACAGUUUGUUAAGGGGUGGGGAAGUGUCUGCAAGGUGUCUUGGGUUUAUUUUGGUUCUUUAAAAAGGGAUGUCUUGAGAUUCUAGAAGUGUGAAUUAUCUUUCAUUAGUGUGCCGAAUAAUCGCAAUGUGAAUUAUCAGAUUCUCCUUGAUGCCCCCCCCCGUCCUUUGCUGCUAUCCACUGUGAUUUUUAUGCAUUAAAAGCACAUUUCAUGUGUCUUCAACCCUAAGUAAAGUUGAAUGAAACUUACAGAAUGAAAAUUACUUUGUCUUUUUAAAUGACCCAUUUUCAAAAGUUACUGUUGAAUGAACGUGUGAUAAAACUAUUUACAUAUACACUGAAAAUGACUUUUUAAUGUCAUACUUCAAAAAGAUUUAUUUAGGAUUAUUAAUUGACAUCAUCUUAGUUAAUGGGAUGCAAAUUUGCCACAUAUCUUUACAACUUCUAAAUUAUUUUUAAGGUUGUGCUAAUAUUUUGGUUGUGAAAACUUUGUGUUUUUCUGUUGCCUUCAUUUUCAUCUUGUGGUUUGUCCAUUUUAAUAAAUGGCCUUACAUUUAAGAGUCAUAAAGAGAUAUAUACCACAAAUUUAGCAAUCGUGGCCUUUUCUGUCAUUAAACCCGGGUACAAAUUGGCAUAGUGUAAAGACCUGUAGACUGGAAUAGUGACUACAGAAGUGAGAUCAGUUCCCGUGAGAGCGCUGUGUUCAUGUUGCCUGCACUGUUCCUUUGGUUAAAUGUUUAAUCUGUGAUUUCUUUAGUUUAGUCAACACAUUCUUGGGUGAACUUGAUUGUACAACUAAUUUUCAUAAAUGGACUGGAUUCUCUUAACAAUGUUAAAGUUUAUUAAAAAAAGUUUGAAAUUGAUUUGAAUAGAAAGAAAAGAUUGCUUUAAAGUUGGAUUUAUAUUUUUCUUUUAUGUAGUCACAAUAAAAUGUGCUAGAUUUGACUUCUCUUUUCUCCUGCCUCUAAUAAAAUCAACCCUUAGUGACUUGAGUUGAAAAAUUUUGGAAAUUGUGGAGCAUCACAUGAGAAAAAGAUGAAAACAGAACUAUAGAUACACAGAAGCCUGCCUCCUGCAGGAUCCACUGCAGUUUCAGAACAGGCUUUUCAUUUAUUUGUUAUUUUCAUUGAACCAAGUCUAGAGUAAUUUGGCCUCUCGUUUUUUCUCUUUUUGAGUAAGUCAAUGGGAAGGGAUAUUAUGCCUGAGAAUUUUUAGUUAUUUUGGAAUGUGGAGUGUUUGUUCACUUUAUAAUUCUGCAACAUAGUCUAAUUUUCAGAUUGUUCCAUUCAGAAAACAUUCCCAGCUAAACAAGCCUUAAAGCAAAAUGCUGGACAUUUCUUCCUGUGUCACUUUAAUUUUUCCCGUCUUCCCUUCUUUAAAACACAAGGGUAAAGGUCUUUGGUCUAUGGCUGGCAUUGUCAUCAAACAUCUCUGUAUCCUCACUUUUUUCUUAGUUUUUGCUUUUUUGUGGGGGGUGGGGGUGGAGGUGCUGGGGUUCAUGCUAGGCACAUGUUUUAUCACUGAGCUACAUCCCCAGCCUGUUUUUUUUUUUUUUUUAAGAGACAGAACUGAGAUAUUACCAAGGAAAGGCACAAUGCCAUAUCACAGUGUUUGGUAUUUUGACUUAAAUGGGGAAAGGUACUUCAUUUUGGUGGGGCAUUGAUUGUACCUUGUUACAAAGACUCCUUUCAUUUUUUGAUGUUUUCACCUAAUAAGAUGGAAUAUGGCGUAUUCUAUAAUAAUAUAAUUUAAGUGUUCACUAUAAGCUAUUUGGAUUAAGAACUAUUACAGAGUUGUAACCAUGUGAUCAAAUUGAUGCAAGACAUUUAACUAUUUUUGCAAAACUAUUUAUUUUUAAACAAUUUAAAAUAUAUCUAGAAGUCCUUGUGCAUCCAUGUUAGAUGGCAGGUAUUGUCACAGUCACUUGUGCUGAUGGUAAGUGUUGAGAUGGCUUCUUUGUGUCUGUCUGUCCUCGGUGAGCUGGCGGUACAGAGGCCUUGGGACCACACCUACCAAUCUCUGUGGAUGUAGCCUGUCCCUGCAUUUUCUCAUAAUGCCAUGUGCUUAAAAUAUGCCUAUGUAGUGUCAAGAUUAUUUUGACCUUUAUCCAAAUGUUUUUUAAAUUGUAUUUUGUGGUUUUUUGGAGGGCAAGUCAAUACUGUUCUAAUUUGGAAAAACAAUUUUUUAUGUACUUUGGUGUAUUCAUAAUGCAAAAUACCUUAAAGUAAUAUGCCCUAUUAUAAUUCAACUUGAAAUUGUUAUGUUCUUAUAGUAUAUAGAUAAAAAUCAAAGGAUUUGCCAAGAAAUUAAAUUUGCAAACAGAAAUGUGUAUUGCAGAAUUUGCUGCUUAUGUGUAGAGAGGUACCUCUUUUGACCUAGGCAGUUUGACAUAAUGUGGAAGAUUGGCUUUUCUGAUACUGAAAUGGUCUGGUAAAAGUGGAAAGGGGAGAAAGAGAGAAAUCUUUAUCCUAUAGCUUGGUCUAGAUUCUAUUUGUUGAAGUUUGUGGAUUCUGUUGAAAGGGAACUUAAGUGACAUGGACCCAACUUGUAAGUGAUUCUCAAGUAUGUACUUUAAAAGAAAUCAGACCUCCUGGAAAACAGGAAGCUGUGUCCAUUUGUGACAGUAAAUGGAUCAGAGGUAAUUUUUUUUUUAAUCAAAUAUUUCAUCAUAGAGCUUGGUGGAGGCUGGAAGCUAUUUUGAGGCUUACUAUGACAAUGCAUUUUAUAAAUGAAAAGAAAGCUGUGGAACGUACUUGAAAAAUGUCUCCUUUCUCUGUCUAAGGAAAACUGUUUUCUUUCUGCUUGGUGCAAUAUGAAAAUUUAAAAAGUCACACAUUAUAUCACAGGAAAUGACCUAGAACUAAAAAUAGUUUUAAGGAAACCAGCUACCUAGGGCAGCCCUCUUGCCAUUGAAGAAAAUCACGUGCCAAAAGGCAAAAUCAUUGGCAUAUAGGAAAUGAAACACAAAGUAUAUGUUAUAUUUUCUGAGCCAGUAUUAUUGAAACAGGAUAAAAGUUACUAAAAUCUUAAAUAGGUUUAUGCAAUGUUUCCUAGUGCCACAGGUCUAUCUUUCUAACAAUGCUUUCAGGAAUGCCAAUUUUAAUUAUUGUACGUGUCACAUAGUAUAUGAGAGAUAUUGCUUUAUGAAUGAUUCAAAAUAAUAUAUUUUGAUUUAAAACUUAAUUGCUUUUCAUUGAAUGUGAAAUAUUAAUUUGAAAGUGAAAUCACACUACCAGCAAUAGAUACUUUUGUUGAAUACUCUAAUAAGGAACAAUAGCCAGUUCCAUAAAUUUAAAUUCUAAAGGUGUUGGUACGCUAGUAAUCACAGAUUUGGUUUCUUUUAAUACUUUUUUAAUCCUGUAAAAAAAGGUCUUUUAUAAACAUCCUUUUUAUUGAUCAAUCAUAACAUGGCAAAAUGUGUAGUCACUGUUCCUGAAAAGUUAUCCAAAUGCUACAUCCAGAGAUGAGGAGAAAUUCUUAUAGAAUUUUGUAAUAGUAUAUAUGUUGGGUUAAAGAAAUUUCAUAGUUGUUGGAGUGCCAUGAAAUUAAUACUUGCAAUCCAGAUUGCUGUAGUUUACACUUUUUCUGUAUGUUUCAAAUCAGGUGUGUACCAUUUGUACUGAGAACACCACAGAACGAACUAUCCAAAGUCCAUAGAUUUUAAUAUGUGUUUUGGUUUGUAAACAAAUUAUAGUAAUUUCUUGCACAUUUUUGGAAAUUAAUUGUAUAAGAGUUUAUGUAUCUGCUCCUAGAUACAGUGUGUAAAUAAAAAUUUCGUUCACAAGAUCUCUCUGGUAGCCUAUUUAA